Molecule: messenger RNA, 5085 nt
Organism: Phaethon lepturus (White-tailed tropicbird)
Lineage: Eukaryota; Metazoa; Chordata; Aves; Phaethontiformes; Phaethontidae
Product: cadherin-23-like
Biological process (GO): homophilic cell-cell adhesion
Cellular component (GO): plasma membrane; catenin complex
Molecular function (GO): cadherin binding; calcium ion binding
Source: RefSeq, a predicted model, not a curated record
GCCACCACCACGGUGUAUGUCACCGUCCUGGAUGAGAACGACAACGCUCCGGCUUUCCGGCAGCAGCUGUACGAGGUGACCCUUGACGAAGGUCCCGCCACGCUCAACGCCACCCUCGUCACCGUGCAGGCCAUGGACCAGGAUGAGGGACCCAACGGCACAGUUGCGUACACCAUCACCGAAGGAAACAUCUUGGGUACCUUCCACAUCGACAGCACCACGGGCCAGAUCCGCACGGUGAAGGAGCUGGACUACGAGAUCAGUCACGGGCGCUACACCUUGAUCGUCACCGCCACUGACCAGUGCCCCAUCGUCUCGCGCCGGCUGACGUCGACCGCCACGGUGCUGGUGAACCUCAAUGAUAUCAACGACAACCGUCCCACCUUCCCUCGGCCGUACGAAGGUCCCUUUGACGUCACGGAAGGGCAGCCUGGCCCACGCGUCUGGACCUUCCUGGCCCACGAUGGCGACUCGGGACCCAGCGGGCAAGUGGAGUACAGCAUCAUCGCCGGCGACCCACUCGGGGAGUUUGUGAUCUCCCCGGUGGAAGGGGAGCUGCGGGUGCGGAAGGAUGCUGAGCUGGACCGCGAGAACAUCCCUUUCUAUAAUCUCACCAUUGCCGCCCGGGACCGGGGGAUGCCCCCCCUCAGCUCCACGAUCCUGGUGGGUGUCCGUGUGCUGGACAUCAAUGACAAUGACCCCGUGCUCCUCAACCUCCCAAUGAACCUCACCCUCAGCGAGAACGCCCCCGUCUCCAGCUUCGUCACCCGCGUCCUCGCCCGGGAUGCGGACAAGGGGCCGAACGCCCUCCUGACCUUCGACAUAACAGCAGGCAACACGGAGAACGCCUUCUACAUCAACAGCACCAGCGGCAUCAUCUACGUAAACCGCCCGCUGGACAGGGAGCGGGUGGCGGAGUACAGGCUGACCGUCACGGUGAAGGACAACCCUGAGAACAUACGCAAUGCCAGGCGGGAUUUUGACCUGUUGGUCAUUUCCAUAGCGGAUGAGAACGACAACCGCCCCCUCUUCACCCAGAGAGCCUACCAGGCCGAGGUGAUGGAGAACUCACCCCCGGGGACUCUGGUCACGGUGCUCAAUGGACCCAUCCUAGCUCUGGACGGCGACCAGGGCAGCAAUGCUGUGGUGACCUACCAGCUCCUGGAGGCAUCCCUGGACCUCUUUGUUAUUGAUAACAGGACAGGUGUCGUUUCAGUGAAGCCCGGCAGCUUGAUAGACCGAGAGGCUUUGCUGGACCCUCACUUGGAGUUCACGCUGGUGGCUUGUGACGUGGGGGGGCUGAACAGCACUUCCAGCCUGGCGGUGACCAUCCUAGAUGACAAUGACAACCGCCCUGUCUUCCAGCCGGCAUCUGUCAUGGCAUGGCUGCGGGAAAACAGCCCCCCAGGCUUCUCCAUCCUCCAGGUGACAGCCACAGAUGCUGACAGCGGCCUCAACCAGCAGCUGGAUUACCGGAUCGAGGGCGGGGGGCCGGACAGGCUGAUCGCCGCCGCCACGGGAGUGAUACGCGUGGCCAAUAUCAGCAUCGACCGGGAGGAGCGGGAUGCCUACCGGCUGAUGGUGGUGGCCGUGGACCAGGGCACGCCAGCGCUCUCAAGCACCGCCACCGUCAACCUCUUCAUUGACGACGUCAACGACUGCCGGCCCGAGUUCAUCAACCCCAUCCAGACAGUCAGCGUCCCCGAGUCAGCCGCCCCUGGCACCAUGGUGGCCGAGGUGACUGCCAUCGACCGGGACCUCCACCCCCGCCUGGAGUACUACCUGCUGGAGAUCGUGGCCCGCGAUGACAUGGACGCACUGGUGCCCGACCAGCAAGGAGCAUUCACCGUGGAUUUUAGGACAGGAGCUGUGAAGAUCAAAACCCCCCUCAACCGGGAACUAGUGGCCACCUACGAGGUCACCGUCUCCGUCCACGACAAUGCCAGCGAAGUCAUCGACCGCUCGGUCAGCGUGCCCAACGCCAAGCUGACAGUCAACGUCUUGGAUGUCAACGACAACACGCCCCGCUUCCGCCCCUUCGGGGUCACCUAUUUCACCGAGAGGAUCCUAGAAGGAGCCACGCAGGGCACCACACUCAUCUCCAUCUCAGCAGUGGACCCAGACAAAGGUGCCAACGGGCAGAUCACCUAUGAGCUGCGCAACCUCUCCCCAAAAAAAGACCAGUCGGCAGGGAAGGUCGUGGCCAACAGGACGGUGGACUAUGAGGAGGUGCAGUGGCUGAACUUCACUGUUCGAGCUUCCGACAACGGCUCUCCCCGCAGAUCUGCCGAGAUCCCUGUGUACCUCCAGAUAGUGGACAUCAAUGACAAUAAUCCUGUUUUCAGCCAACCGUCCUACCAGAAAGCUGUCUUUGAGGACGUGCCGUUGGGUACAGUCAUCCUGAGGGUCAAGGCCACGGAUGCAGAUGCUGGGCGGUUUGCUCUCAUCCAGUACAGCCUGGGGGAUGGAGAGGGCAAAUUUGGGAUAAAUCCCAACACGGGGGACAUCUACAUCCUGUCAGCCCUGGACCGGGAGAAGAAGGAUCACUACACACUGACAGCUGUGGCCAGGGACAACCCUGGGGACAUCUCCAGUAACCGUCGGGAGAACUCCGUGCAGGUGCUGAUCACAGUCCUGGACAUCAACGACUUCAGGCCCCAGUUCAGCAAGAGCCAGUUCAGCACCAACGUCUACGAGAAUGAGCCGGCGGGGACAUCGGUGAUCACCAUGACCGCCACCGACUUGGACGAAGGGGACAACGGCGUGGUGACCUACAGCAUUGAGGGCCCUGGAGCGGAGGCUUUCAAGAUCAAUAAAGACUCCGGGCUCAUCACAUCCCGGCGGCGCUUGCAGUCCUAUGAGAGGUUCAACCUGACCGUAGUGGCCACAGACAAGGGGCGUCCCCCUCUCUGGGGGACCACCAUGCUCCACGUGGAGGUCAUAGACAUCAAUGACAACCGCCCAGUCUUUGUCCGCCCGCCCAACGGCACCAUCCUGCACAUCAAGGAGGAGAUCCCCCUGCGGUCCAACGUCUACGAGGUCUACGCCACGGACAAAGACGAGGGCCUCAAUGGAGCGGUGCUCUACCACCUGCUGAAAACCGGAGCAGGGAACAAAGACUGGGAGUAUUUCAGCAUCGAUUCGGUCAGCGGGCUAAUCCAGACAGCCAUGCGGCUGGACCGGGAGAAGCAGGCGGUGUACAACCUGAUCAUCGUGGCCUGCGACCAGGGCCAGCCAGCCUACGAGACCAUGCAGCCCCUCCAGGUCGCACUCGAUGACAUCGAUGACAAUGAGCCCGUCUUCCUCAGGCCACCCAGGGACAGUCCCCAGUACCAGGCACUCUCCGUCCCUGAGCACUCGCGCCCGGGCACCGUGGUGGGGAAUGUCACCGGGGCGGUGGAUGCAGAUGAGGGCUCCAACGCCAUUGUCUACUACUUCAUAGCAGCUGGAAACAGGGAGAGCAACUUCCAGCUGAGCCGAGAGGGCAAGCUGCAGGUCUUGCGAGACCUGGAUCGGGAGAAGGAGCCAUACUACUCCAUCAUCGUCAAAGCAUCCAGCCAGAGGAACUGGUCUCCUCCCCGGGGCCAGCGGACGGGCAGAGCCCAGCCUUGGGACCUCAGCAGGGACCUGACCCUUCAGGAGGUGCGAAUCUUCCUGGACGACAUCAAUGACCAGUCCCCACAGUUCACCAAGUCGGAGUACACGGCCGGGGUUGCCACUGACGCCAAGGUAGGAUCUGAGCUGAUCAGAGUGGUCGCAGUGGAUGCUGACGUGGGCAAUAAUAGCCUGGUCCUGUACAACAUCAUGGGCAUCCACUACAUCAAGCAGCACUCCAACGAGUCCGAGGAGGUGGCCAGCAUCUUCAGCAUCGGAAUCCUUGAUGGGAUCCUGCGAACCUUUGACCUCUUCACGGCCUACAACCCUGGCUACUUUGUGGUGGACAUCAUGGCCUCUGACCUGGUGGGCCACAACGACACAGCCAUCGUGGGGAUUUACAUACUGCGGGAUGACCAGCGGGUCAAAAUCAUUAUCAACGAGAUCCCUGACAAGGUCAGGCAGUUCGAGGAGGAGUUCAUCAGCCUGCUCUCCAACAUCACGGGCGCCAUCGUCAACACAGAUGAUGUGCAGUUCCAUGUUGACAAGAAAGGUCGGGUGAACUUCGCACAGACAGAGCUGCUGAUCCACGUGGUGAACAGGGAGACCAACCGCAUCCUGGAUGUAGAGCGGGUGAUUCAGAUGAUAGACGAGAACAAGGAGCAGCUGAGGAACCUCUUCAGGAACUACAACGUGCUGGACGUGCAGCCCGCCAUCACUGCCCGGGCCCCGGACGACCUCUCAGCUCUGCAGAUGGCAAUCAUCGUGCUGGCCGUCCUGCUCUUCCUGGCUGCCAUGCUUUUCAUCCUCAUGAACUGGUACUAUCGGACAGUGCACAAAAGGAAACUGAAAGCCAUAGUGGCUGGCUCCACCGGGAACAGAGGCUUCAUGGACAUCAUGGACAUGCCGAACACCAACAAGUACUCCUUCGACGGGGCCAACCCCGUGUGGCUGGACCCCUUCUGCAGGAACAUGGAGUUGGCGGCGCAGGCAGAGCACGAGGACGACCUGCCGGAGAACCUGAGUGAGAUCACCGACCUCUGGAACAGCCCUGCCCGCACCCACGGGACAUUCGGGAGAGAGCCCUCCGCCGCCAAGCCCGAGGACGACCGCUACCUGCGGGCAGCCAUCCAGGAGUACGACAACAUUGCCAAGCUGGGGCAGAUCAUGCGGGAGGGACCCAUCAAGGGCUCUCUCUUGAAGGUGGUCCUGGAUGAUUACAUGCGCUUGAAAAAACUCUUUGCCCAGCGGAUGGUGCAUAAGGCCACCGCCAGUCAGGGGGACCGCUCCUCGGUCUCGGAGCUGAUCCAGAAGGAGCUGGAGGAGGAGGAGGAGGAGGAGCGCAGCCCCGGCCAGGGCAGCCUCCGCUUCCGACACAAGCAGCCGGUGGAGCUGAAAGACAACCCCGGCGCCCGGUCGGCCAAGUCCACCCCCUUGCACAAGAUGCGGGAGGUGAUCAUGGAGAGCCCGCUGGAGAUCACCGAGUUAUGA